AUGAAAAAAUUUCUAAUUCUAUUAAGAUCUCUGAUAGAAAAUUAAAUUAGAAUUACUGCAAAUUAUAUUCAGAUUUUAUCAUUUAUAGUAAUUAAUUCAGUUAAUGGAAGUAUUGAGAUAACUUUAUUGUACUCAAUAAUCACAGAUUAUGCUUAAGAUUUUUAACUAGAUAAAAUAAAUUUCAAUUAUAAAAAUAUUCAACAGUCCUACAAUGAUCUAAAUGAUUCUUAAAUUAUUUAGAACAAAGGUUACUUUGGAGAAUUGAAAAAUAUUGAAAGAGAAAUUUAAAAUGAAUUAAAGAAAGAAGUAGAUUUAAGAGAAUUUUUAAAAUAAUCAGAAAAAGGGAAUCUGAUUGUUAUUAAAUUCUAAAAUACAAUUUUAUAUUGUUUGAUUCUCCCAACUAAAUUCUUCACCAAAAGACCUAUAUAUGAAAAAUCAAUAGAAAUUGUGCUAUUCAGAAUCCUGCAUGAUUUUACUGAUAAUAUAAAAUUAUGUUUAGAUGAAGAAGUAUUCACUGAUUGGUAUACUGGAGAUAUAGUACCUUUUAGUGCUUAAUUACUAGAACGAGAUGAUUAUGAUUUUGCUGAAGCUAAUAAUAAAGAUAGAGAGAAUUAUAAAUGUUAAUAUUAACCUUUUGAAGAUGAUAUUUCAAAAUGUUAGAUAAUUAAAUCUCAAUCUUAAUUACCAUAAGUUUAUAUAAUAGAAAAAUUAGAAAUAAAUAAAAUAGAAUAGUUAUUGAGCACUUAUAAUACAUUCACUGAGUCUUUAAUGAUUUAAAUUAUCACCACACAGAAUAAUAACGUUAUUCCUUUAAUUAAUACUUUUGAAAAGUAACAUUAAGUUGAUAAAUUAAAAUAUGUACUUAAUGAAUUGUCAUAAAAAUUAUAAAAGGAAAUUACCCAUUUUAGGGAAAACUUAAUUCAAGAUAUCUCUAAAGAGCUUAAAUCUUGGUAUCAUUUUUUCAAUCCUAAAGAGCAAUAAGCAAAAUAGAUUGUGACUUAAACUUUUUAAACAGUUAAAUUACCUAAAGAUAAAAAUCAACCUUUAUAUUUUUAAUUAAAUUAAGAGAAGCAAAAAUUGAACAAACUUUUUCAAAUUCAUUUAUAAAAUAUUUAUAAUAAAACUAAGGAAAUUUAGUCUAUGUUUGAAAAUUAAAUCAAAUAAUUAUUUUAAGAAUUAUGUUAGUAAACAAGAUAUUUAGUGAAGAAAAUUGAUUUUAAAGUCUUUCGGAUAAAUGAAAAUAUAGAUGAAAGAAUAUUAAAUAUCUGGCCUUUUUUUGAUAAUUAAUAUGUUAAUUUAGAUAGUAGUUUUAUAAAAAAUCAAUCCUUAGAGUUUUAAAUUAAAGAAAUAUUUUCAACAAAUAAAAAAGCUACUAUUUUUAUUGUUUACACUUAAACGAUGGCAUAUAUCUUGUAUUGGUAAUUUUAAGCACCUUAAGUAAAAAUGAUAAGAUAAUAAGAUAUUAAAGAAAUGAAACAAUCUGUUUACUAUUAUGAUUAUAAUCUUGGUUACUUGUAUGUUUUUAAUCAUAGAAAUAAAUUUGUAUAAUUAAUUAUGAUUUCAUCAUCACUAAAAUGAUUAACUUUUUUGUUAUUAAUUAGAUAAUUAGGGUAAUCAAUUUUCGAUAGAUUAAGUAGCAUACAUUAAUGUUUGUAAAAAGUUUAUUGUAUUGGCCAAAAACAAUUAAAUUUAUAUACAAGCUGAAAAAGAGUAAAAAUUUAAUGUUCUCAAAUGCUUAUAAGAAACUGAAAAUAAAAUAAGAGAAACUGAAUUUACUCCAAGCAUGAAUACAAAUUAAAACUACAGAUAAUUAUUAACAUGCGCAAGUGGAAAAUACUUUUACCUUGCUAAUUAUUCAUGUUGCGAUAGAUAUGAUAUUACAGGAAAAAAAUUAUAGACUAUCCCUAUUGUUGGUGUAAUAUAGAUUUUUUCAGAUUCUUCUGAUGUAAUCAUUUUUGAUUCAUUUAAUUAAUAAUCAUUAUAGAAAUAGAAAAAUAUUUAAGUCAUAAGUAAUUUAAUUUAAUAAAAAACAUUCCAUAAAUAACAAAAUGAUAAAAAAUAAAUUGUUGGUAAUCCUGCAUUAGAUAUUGUAAAAGGUUCAUUUAUUAAAUUUGGACCAAAUGCUUAGUUUUUAUAUAAACAAAAAUAAAGAAAUAUUAAUUUAUAUGUUGAACCUCAUAGAUAUAAUUAAAUGGAAUAAUAUAUAAAUAAUUUGAAUUUGAAUAUUGUUAAUUUGAGUAAUAAAGAGAUUAAUUCUUCUGAAUGUGAUUGCAAUCAAAUAAUGAAUAUAAUUUUUUCAAGAGUUCCUUUAUAAUUAUGUACAAUUGAAAAUGGGAUUUUGAUUGCUUUAAAUGAUCAUUUUGAAUGA
Molecule: messenger RNA, 2368 nt
Organism: Paramecium sonneborni
Lineage: Eukaryota; Ciliophora; Oligohymenophorea; Peniculida; Parameciidae
Source: the annotation of a GenBank genome assembly